Hydra vulgaris (swiftwater hydra) is the source of this 654-nucleotide messenger RNA. The record is from RefSeq and is a predicted model, not a curated record. Lineage: Eukaryota; Metazoa; Cnidaria; Hydrozoa; Anthoathecata; Hydridae.
AUGGGGUAUAAAAGUACAAAAGAUGCUUUUGAAAAUGCUGCUAAAAAUGGAAAUCUUGAAAUUAUUAAACAUUUACAUGAAUUAGGGUAUAAAGCUUCAAAAUAUGAAUUUGAUUGUGCUUUUGAAAAAGCUGCUAAAAAUGGCAACCUUGAAAUGUUAAAAUAUUUACAUGAAUUAGGAGGAAAUCUUGAAGUAAUUAAAUACUUGUAUGAAUUAGGGUAUAAAGGUACAGAAGAUACAUUUAAUUCUGCUGUUGAAAGCGGAAAUCUUGAAGUAAUUAAAUAUUUUCAUGAAUUGGGGUAUAAAGGUACGGAAUAUGCAUUUAAUUGUGCUUUUGAAAAAGCUGCUAAAAAUGGCAACCUUGAAAUGUUAAAAUAUUUACAUGAAUUAGGAGGAAAUCUUGAAGUAAUUAAAUACUUGUAUGAAUUAGGGUAUAAAGGUACAGAAGAUACAUUUAAUUCUGCUGUUGAAAGCGGAAAUCUUGAAGUAAUUAAAUAUUUUCAUGAAUUGGGGUAUAAAGGUACGGAAUAUGCAUUUAAUUGUGCAGUAAUUGAAAGUGGAAAUCUUGAAGUAAUUAAAUAUUUGCAUGAAUUAGGGUAUAAAGGUGCAGAAUGGGCAAAUAAUUUAGCUGUUAAAAAAGGAUAUAUUUUAUAA